AUGAUGUCGUUCACCGCACUGAGCGAAAAAACUACGGAGGCUUUGCCCAGCAAGGAUGGUGUGAUUUCUUUGACCAACCUUGCAGACGAGUUGGGGUCGAUGAGUUUGGAUGACUUGGUGUCCAAUGGUGGUUCCUAUAUCGUUUUGCGAGAAGGCGAAGCCCUGCUCAUCCCACCCGGUUUCUUCUUUUUUCAAUGUGGCCUCGGGUACAUGAAUGCGCCGAAGACUUUCUACAAGGCUUUCGCUGCCGUGCCCAAGCCCUUCGUGCAUGAAAAAGACGUGCUGCAGACUGUGGAGGAUCAGUUUGAGGUUGCUCACCACCAUGCGGCGGGCGUCAAGAAGAUUGUAGCGGCGAUAAGCUCGGGCUGGAAAUUGAUGGACUUUCUCAGUUCUGGCUUGCGCUCCACCGAUGUCAAGCCUGAGGCAGCUUCCACACCACGGCCGGAAGGGGCACCGUCGCCCGCGACCGAACCCAAGCUGAUCCUCGACUACUAUACCCCCAACAUCGAUUACCACGACCUCUUCGCUCAGGACGGCGCAGAUUUGGAGUGGGAAAUCUCCCGGGCCAAGAAGCACGAACUUUUCCCCCAGUACGUGGCCUCUCUACAGGGCGAUGUGGAGGAUGAUUGGGAGUUUGGCGACAUGGAGGGCGACGCUUUGGCCGACAUCGAGCACUUUUGUGAGUGGCUGCAGAAGAGGCAGUCGAGUGCCACGCAGGUCGCCGACAAGGAGGCGAUCAAGAGCACUGAGGCCAAUGCCGACGACGGGACAGAGGCUGCGGACAAGCAGGAGAUCCACGACACUGUGGCCAUUGCCGACGCAGGGACCGAGGCUGCGGACAGGCAGGAGAUCCACGACGCUGUGGCCAAUGCCACGGAUGGGACAGAGGCUGCGGACAAGCGUGAGAUCGACAACACUGUGGCCAACGCCGCGGAUGAAAGGGCAAUGGACAUCACGGUGGCCAAUGCCAAGGAAGGGGCUUCCGGGGCAUCGUGCAGAGCUUUCGAGGGGCAGGUUGCGGAGCUCCAGAAGAAGAUGGGGAAUUUGCAGCCGGGGGAAGAGCCAUUCAGUCCGGGGGUCAAGGUGCCUGAUUAUGCUGCUUUGCCAGGGGCUGCAGAUCUGGAGAAGCUUGCCGAUGUGGCGGCACUCCAAGCAGAGCUCGGCGAGAGAGAAGUUCCCGCGGGCGCCGUGCUCAGCGAAGCCGAAGUCGCCGUUUACGAGAUGCGUCAGACCUUGUUGAGUCGCAAAGCUGCUGCCGCCCAGGACCCAUCGGCAGAGCAAGAUCCAGCGAAGCAGAAAACGGCUGUUCAAAGCCUUGUCCAGCAGGCGAAGCAGAAUCCCGUGCCGGUGAACAACCCGGCCCGAGCAGGAACCCUUCAGGAUUACUUGCUGCGUGGAGCCGCGUCCGCGAAGCCGAAGGAAAAGGACAAGAAAGAACCCAAGGCGAAGGCGAAGGUGAAGGCAGAUGAGGGACCGUAA
This is a messenger RNA of Symbiodinium sp. CCMP2456, 1479 nucleotides long. Lineage: Eukaryota; Dinophyceae; Suessiales; Symbiodiniaceae. The record is from the annotation of a GenBank genome assembly.